Messenger RNA from Varanus komodoensis (Komodo dragon), 2762 nucleotides. RefSeq names its product EI24 autophagy associated transmembrane protein (gene EI24). Gene Ontology annotation, cellular component: endoplasmic reticulum. Bases 276 to 1298 code for a protein of 340 amino acids. The transcript has 11 exons. Lineage: Eukaryota; Metazoa; Chordata; Lepidosauria; Squamata; Varanidae. The record is from RefSeq and is a predicted model, not a curated record. Gene Ontology annotation, biological process: macroautophagy.
CGGAGGAGGAGCAUGUGCGCCGGCGCAGUGGCUCUCCGGCCGGUGUUGCUCAAGGAGCUGGUUGAUCAGCCCGGUCAGCUUUUCCCGGGGGCCGAGGCGGCCUGUCACCCGCUGGUCCUUUGCUUGGGUCGGGCCGGCUGCCAACACGGACUCCGAGUGUCUUGGGCCGAUUUUACCAAUUUCCCAUCUCCUCACAAUGAGACAGGUCUGGGUUCAUUUCUUCCCUUCACCGUGUAGUUGAUAGUGCUAGACGUGGAGGCAAUGCUGGCGUAGAGAUGGCAGAUAGUGUCAAGAUCUUCCUUAAUGAUCUCAUCAGGGGAAUUAAAGAUUCCAUAUGGGGAAUCUGCACAAUAUCCAAACUGGAUGCUCGGAUUCAGCAGAAAAGGGAAGAGCAGCGAAAAAGACGAGCAAGCAGUGUACUUGCCCAGCGAAGAGCACAGAGUGAGGAGAGGAGACAGGAGAAUGAACCCCGGAUAGUAAGCCGGAUAUUUCAGUGUUGUGCAUGGAAUGGUGGUGUAUUCUGGCUUAGUCUCUUCUUGUUCUACCGGGUGUUCAUUCCUGUACUUCAAUCAGUGACAGCCCAUAUAAUUGGUGACCCCUCAUUACAUGGUGAUGUCUGGUCCUGGCUGGAGUUCACCCUCACCUCCAUCUUCAGUGCCCUUUGGGUCCUCCCUCUUUUUGUGCUCAGUAAAGUUGUCAAUGCCAUCUGGUUUCAGGACAUUGCUGACUUGGCAUUUGAGGUGUCGGGAAGAAAACCACAGCCUUUUCCCAGUGUCAGUAAAAUUAUUGCUGACAUGUUGUUUAACCUUUUACUGCAAGCUCUCUUUCUCAUCCAGGGAAUGAUUGUGAGUCUGUUUCCCAUUGAUAUCAUUGGCCAAUUGGUUAGCCUGCUUCAUAUGUCACUGCUCUACUCACUGUACUGUUUUGAGUACCGUUGGUUUAACAAAGGAAUUGAAAUGCAUCAACGGUUAUCCAACAUUGAAAGGAACUGGCCCUAUUACUUUGGAUUUGGAUUACCACUGGCCUUCCUCACUGCAAUGCAGUCAUCUUACAUUAUCAGUGGCUGCCUGUUCUCCAUUCUUUUUCCUCUGUUUAUCAUCAGCGCCAAUGAAGCAAAGUCACCAGGGAAAGCAUACCACUUCCAGUUGCGUCUCUUUUCCUUGGUGGUCUUCCUUAGCAACAAACUCUUUCACAAGACAGUUUACCUUCAGUCUACCCUGAGCAGCUCCUCUUCAGCCGACCGACUGCCCUCACCUCACUCAUCACCUGCCAGGCAAAAGGCUGCUUUGGUGCACUGAAUCACAGCCAGAGCAGAGAGGAAGGAAGAGCACUGCCCCAUGCUUUGUACUCAUGCUCCUGUGAUCCAGAGAAGGGCACCGAGCAUUCUGCCAAGGGGGCUUACGUGUCCUCCCAUCUGAUCACUGUUUGAAGCUGUCAUUGGACAAUAGUUUUGCAUCGCACUACGUGUGUGGAGAAAAAUAUUUGGUGGGCGGGGGAAGCAGAGCAAUGGAGCCUGAGUUUUUAACAUCUUCGUGAGUUUUUCAAAAGCCAGGUUCUUUGCUUGUUUUUAUAACGUGUCUCAGACCUGUGCCUGUACUGUUUUUUGUAUACUCCCCUGACUCUUCCCUGUGCCAUUUCUCCCUCCCGUUCCCAGGAUGAAUGGUUUUUGUAAUGCGUAUUUUGUUGUAGCUUCAAUGGGGGUCUUUACAGUGAACUGCACCGCAACUGUUGGGUUUUCUCAAUGAUCAUAAUCCUUUGUAUAUUGUAUAACUCAGGUCAGGAUUUUGUAAUCCCUACUGUGCUGAAAUAAGAAGUGGAUCAUGGUGGUUCUAGCCGCAAGAUGAGGGUGGGAGGGCUCCCCGGUUCUUGUUCCGGGGUGACAUCCAUACAGUUCUUGCUGUUUAGAGACAUGUUUUGGUGGCAUCGCCUCUGAAGGACCUGAACAUGUACCACUUUAAAAGUUUUUAUGCUUGAAGGGAUCAGCUUUUGAUGGAUGAAACAAUUUCCUAACCUUAGCAGCAGAAUGUAUACAUUUUUUUAAAAGAAAUAAAACUCUACAUCCUUGGAGCUUUUUCAGAAGCUCCUUCUGAAUUGUCAAAGGGAAAUCUGAAAAGUGUACGGGUAAGGUCAGGCACUGUAAUGAAAACAUGUGAAAUCUGUGUCUGGGGCUGUAAGAUCUGCAAUAUAAUGUUUGGGACCUGGAGCAGGCAGAUUCUAAACAUUAGUGUCUUCAGAAAUUCUGAUGGCAUUUGAGGAAAGGCAUAGAUGUAAUGAAAUUCUCAUUGGCUGUCAGUGGAAAAACCAAGGGAAAGCCUUUACAGAGCUUCAGAGAGGCCGUUGUUUCGCUGAGAUUAGGUAGGCUGGCUAUGCCUUGUAGUGAAAAGACUGUUCAAGCCAGAGUUAAGAGGCCUCCCGCUCAGACGGUGACGUGCUGCCCGACUCACAGUUGUUGUGCCAGCCAAGUUAGAAUGAUGUGCACCCAAGUGCUCCUGCGUGGUUGUAGCAGCAGCUGAAACCGUGCAGUCAGCUGGGGAUGUGUGAUCUCUGUGUGUAUGUGUGUACACAUAUGUAACUGUAUGCACAACGGGAGUGCAAUCCUGACAUUAGGCAGUGUUCUUCAUGCAUGUCAAACAUCUGUAGGACCGAAAACUAUGAAAUUCAGAAAAAGCCCUUUGGUUUUUGCAGAACUGAGGUCAGUCUACAGAUAAUCCUUUUCUCUAGUAUUUUCACACUGAAAUAUUAAAUGAAGGUGGAAAAACAAA